Synchiropus splendidus (mandarinfish) is the source of this 3400-nucleotide messenger RNA. RefSeq names its product solute carrier organic anion transporter family, member 4A1 (gene slco4a1). The record is from RefSeq and is a predicted model, not a curated record. The transcript has 13 exons. The coding region runs from base 520 to 2730 and encodes 736 amino acids. Gene Ontology annotation, cellular component: membrane. Lineage: Eukaryota; Metazoa; Chordata; Actinopteri; Syngnathiformes; Callionymidae. Gene Ontology annotation, biological process: transmembrane transport; sodium-independent organic anion transport. Gene Ontology annotation, molecular function: protein binding.
AGCUUUGAUUUAUAUCGGCAUAAAGACUGUUAUCAUGAUCAGUAGUAGUACUUUCAUUCCUUGUAAAGUGUCAUACAAUACGGUAACUGGAUCAGACCAUCUGGAUCAGAAAUUCUUUUGGUUUCCUGGUCCUGCGGCCGCUUCUGCCGCGGACUCGUCCUGUGGUAAGAAUCGCCCUCCCACCCGCGCACGGCGCAGCCGCGUCCCCCAUGACACCCGCGCGCUGAUGAUCGUCAGACGCGCAUCCUUCUCUGGUGCCACUCGGCGGACCGGAAGGUUUGGAGUCCACCGAGGGGAAACAGCCCCGCGGCGGAAGAGCCGAGACACUGCCGUCCUCGUCGUCCAGCUUGCUCUUCUCCUCCUCUCACUCUCCGACAGCAGGACGCUGGUGUUUCACCUGAGUGAAGAGCUCCGUCGUGGAGGGACCCGCUCAGGCUGGAUGAGCAGAAGCUUCCACACCUCUGAGACCUCACAAGUGUUUCUCACCCCACACCGUCCCUUCCGUCCCCACAGUGGGGGAUGCCCGGCUUACUGAAUUCAGAUGGUUCUUUCAGCUCCAAGCAAGAGCUCCUGGACCUGCAGGACUGCACAUUCAGCCGAGGUCACUCUCAGGACACCCCCAGUGAUGUGGACUCUCAGACCAGCAGCCCCACUGGAUCAGGUACAAAAAGCCCGCCGAGCCCGGAGACUCCGGGCGGGGACCCGUCUCCGGGACGCCCGGCGGCCGCAGGUUCCCAGAGUGAGCAGCUGGUGACCUCUGACCCCGUUGAGCUGUGCGGUUGGGGCGCUUUCAAACCCAAAUGCAUCCAAGUUUUCAACCACCCCAUUUGGGCUCUGGUGUUCCUCUGCGUGGCGUCAUUCCUCCAGGGGAUGAUCAUAAACGGGUUCAUCAACACCGUGGUGACCUCCAUCGAGAAACGCUUCGACCUCCCCAGCUACGAGGCGGGACUCAUCGCCAGCUCGUACGACAUCGCCGCCUGUAUCUGCCUGGCUUUUGUCAGCUACUUCGGGGGCACGGGGCACAAGCCUCGCUGGCUGGGCUGGGGCCUGGUGAUCAUGGCGGCCGGGUCUCUGGUCUUCGCCCUGCCUCACUUCACCGCGCCUCCCUACCACGUCAACCUGUCGGAGCCCACCGGCCUGUGCUCGGGGAGCCACGUUAGCCGCUGCAAAGGCGACGACCGAGCGCUCUCCAGCUACCGCCUGGUCUUCAUGUUGGGCCAGUUCCUGCACGGCAUGGGGGCCACACCCCUCUACACCCUGGGAGUCACGUAUCUGGACGAGAACGUCAAGUCCAGUUACGCACCAGUUUACAUCGGUAUUUUCUACACUGCUGCGAUUCUGGGUCCAGCUGCCGGCUACCUGUUGGGUGGAUACUUCCUCAACAUAUACACCAACAUCACCGCGCCGACAGAGAUGACUCCAGAGAACCCUCUGUGGGUCGGUGCUUGGUGGAUCGGCUUCCUGCUCGGGGGAGGAGCCACUGCUCUGGUGUCGUUCCCCAUUCUGGGUUUCCCAAGACAGCUGCCAGGCUCCCAGCACUACAAGGCCAUGCGUGUGUCCGAAGCUCACCAGAUCAAAGAUGGCAGCCACAUCGUGGCCUCGGAUCCCCAUUUUGGCAAAACUGUCAAAGACAUGCCCAGGUCCGUGCUGCUGCUCCUGAAGAACUCCACCUUCCUGUUCCUGUGCCUGGCCGGGGCCACGGAGGCCACCCUGCUGGCCGGCAUGUCCACCUUCGGAGCCAAGUUUCUGGAGUUCCAGUUCAGCCUCAGCGCCUCCGAGGCAGCCAUGUGGUUCGGUAUCAUUGUGGUGCCAGCAGGGGGCGGCGGCACCUUCCUCGGCGGCUACAUCGUGAAGCGGCUGAACCUGCGAUGUCAAGGCAUCAUCCGCUUCUGCAUGCUCUGCAUGCUGGUGAGCCUGCUGAGCGUCUUCAUCUUCUUCAUCCACUGCCCUGACGUGCCCAUGGCCGGGGUGACCGCGCCCUACCCCACCGAGCUCGCUGUCAACAGCUCCGCAGCGCAGGGCGGCCUCACGGCCGGCUGCAACGCCGCCUGCCGCUGCAGCAGGGAGCAGUACAGCCCGGUGUGCGGCGACGACGGCCUCAUGUACCACUCUGCCUGCCACGCCGGCUGCACCGCCAUCAACUCCUCCGACCCGUCCACAGGCAAGCAGGUCUACAGCGGGUGCAGCUGCGUGGCGGGGAACAUCUCCUGGGGAGGCCCGGCUUCUGCUCGCGCCGGCAAGUGUGGCAGCACCUGCCACCACAUGCCCUACUUCCUCUUCUUCUUCUUCGUCAUCAUUUCCUUCACCUUCCUGAGCAGCAUCCCAGCGCUCACGGCCACCCUCAGGUGCGUGCCCGACAGCCAGAGAUCCUUCGGCCUCGGCAUCCAGUGGAUCGUAGUGCGAGUCUUGGGCGGCAUCCCGGGCCCCAUAGCCUUCGGCUCCAUGAUCGACCGCUCCUGCGUGCUGUGGCAGAACCAGUGCAUGGAGCAGGGAUCCUGCUACCUCUACCACAACUCCGCCAUGAGCCGCUACCUCCUCACUGUAGGAGUCCUGUACAAGGCUCUGGGCCUGGUGUUCUUCCUGCUGGCGAGCGUGUUGUACCACCCCCCGCCUGACUCACCCGAGACCAGCAGCAAAGAGCACACUGUGGAGCAGGGCGGGGGCGCCGGAGAGCCUCCGGAGAAGGAGGUCCUGGACAGCAUGGUCAUCGCCAACCCGCACGCUGAGUGACAUCCUGAGCAGUCAGCGCCUCCUCCCCAUCACUGCCGGGCCCUGAAGGCGUCACAGACUCUGGUUAACCCUUUGCUUGCCGGGCACUUCAUCCCAGAGAGAGUCAAAGGCCCUUUAAGUCACAGCCAAGGGAGUCAGAGCCUCAAAAGCUUGGUGGUGCUGCGCUGCGCCAAAGUUCACAGCUGCUCUUGACUGAAACAGCACACUGUUUAAUACUGAAAGCAUAAAUCUUUUUUUAGUACGGUAACUGAAGAGGAUGUGAUGUGACAGGUCACUGGUGCUUCUCUAAACAGUGGAAAUCAUCUGCUGUAACAUACUGAAAUGGAGAAACAGAACGUUCAAGUGGAAAACAUGAGACAAGUGAAGCGCUUUUCCUCGAUCGUUGGUGAAUUAGCAGGAGUCAAGUCAGUGUUUUGUUGGGUGUGAUGUGAAGGAAAGUGUUUUCACAGUAUUACUAUGGAAAAACAAAGUCAUUUUGUGCCACUCAAAUUUCCCAGACUGGAGACUGAACUGGUCUGGACAGGUAUACAUUUUCUCCCUGACCCGAUUCAAGUGCCUUUGUUUUAUAUCUGUUACAUCACAGGCAGCAAAAGGAAUUGUAUCGGACACGAAUCAAUGAAAACACUUGGUCUUUUUUAUACUGUGAAUAAAGUUUGGAUUAAAAAAAAAA